Molecule: messenger RNA, 1258 nt
Organism: Lemur catta (Ring-tailed lemur)
Lineage: Eukaryota; Metazoa; Chordata; Mammalia; Primates; Lemuridae
Gene: CRIP2
Product: cysteine rich protein 2
Exons: 8
Coding region: 83-709 (208 amino acids)
Source: RefSeq, a predicted model, not a curated record
GGGCGGGCGGGUCCCCGCGCGGGCGGUGGCUGCGGGAAGAAGAGCGCGGACGGAGGGCGCGGGCCGAGCGGGCGCGCUGACCAUGGCCUCCAAGUGUCCCAAGUGCGACAAGACCGUGUACUUUGCCGAGAAGGUGAGCUCCCUGGGCAAGGACUGGCACAAGUUCUGCCUCAAGUGUGAGCGCUGCAACAAGACGCUGACCCCUGGGGGCCACGCAGAGCAUGACGGGAAGCCAUUCUGCCACAAGCCCUGCUACGCCACGCUGUUCGGACCUAAAGGCGUGAAUAUCGGGGGCGCUGGCUCCUACAUCUAUGAGAAGCCCCUGUCCGAGGGACCGCAGGUCACCGGCCCCAUCGAGGUCCCCGUGGCCCGAGCAGAGGAGCGUAAGGCGAGUGGCCCCCCCAAGGGGCCCAGCAAAGCCUCCAGCGUGACCACAUUCACCGGGGAGCCCAAUAUGUGUCCUCGCUGCAACAAGAGAGUCUACUUUGCGGAGAAGGUGACGUCCCUGGGCAAGGACUGGCACCGGCCCUGCCUUCGCUGCGAGCGCUGCGGGAAGACGCUGACCCCUGGUGGGCACGCGGAGCACGACGGCCAGCCGUACUGCCACAAGCCCUGCUACGGCAUACUCUUCGGACCCAAGGGAGUGAACACGGGCGCGGUGGGCAGCUACAUCUACGACAGGGAUCCCGAGGGCAAGGUCCAGCCCUAGGCUGUGGUCCCUCUGCCCCGCCAGAUCCUGUCCCUCCGGGCUGCUGGGCUCCCACAAGUUGAGUGACCAGCUGCCAGCCCUGCCCAGCUCCUGCUUGCAACCUGGCUGAGCUGGAGGAGGGGCGGGCGAGGGCAUGAGGCCCCUCCCACCCCCCAUGUGUGGGUGUGUCUGUCCCGUCUGGCCGUCUCUGCAGGUCCCUGUCACCCCUUUUUGUGUCUGUGUCCGUGGGUGCCUCCCUGGCCCCGCCUCACUCCAUGUGUCUCCCAGCAUUUCUGCGUGUCCCUGCCCCCGUCCCCUGUCCCCUGUGGGUCUCCGAGGCGGCUGUCCCCCUCUCCCUCUCCUGCUGCCCCAGGCCAGCCCUGCCAGUGUUAUUUAUGCCCCUCUUGCCGGUGACGGCCACGCCCCUCACGUUGUCCCCCAGGUGGAAGGUGUCCCUGCCCGGGGCUCUCUGCCUGGCUCCCACGCUGCCUUGCAAGCUGCCAGCUCCGCCCUCACGUGGUUCACUCCCCUGCUGAGACUUUGCUGUCAAUAAAAGGUUUGAGGAUUGCA